GGGUACAUGCAGGUGCAUGUAUAACACAAGAGGUGCCUGUAGGAAGCUGAAUCAAUCCAUAUUUCUGUUCUCCUGCCUGCAGCUGUUGGGGAGGAAGACCAUGUGGACCCUGGUGAGCUGGGUGGCCUUAUGGGUAGGGCUGGUGGCUGGAACACAGUGCCCAGAUGGCCAACUCUGCCCUGUGGCCUGCUGCCCGGACCCGAGAGGAACUGGCUACAGCUGCUGCAACCCUGUCCUGGACAAGUGGCCUACAACGCUGAGCCAGCGUCUGGGCAGCCCCUGCCAGACUCAUGCCCACUGCUCUGCUGGCCAUUCCUGCAUCCUCACCAUCGCUGGAACUUCCAGUUGCUGCCCCUUUCCAAAGGCCGUGUCAUGUGGGGAUGGCCAUCACUGCUGCCCCCAGGACUUCCACUGUAGUGCUGAUGGGCAAUCCUGUUUCCAGAGAUCAGGUGCGACAGGGGCUGGGGGGCAGCUCCAGGGACCGGAGGGAGCAGGAGAGGAUAUAGAUAAUGACCUCUUGGGUGCUGUCCAGUGCCCUGAUAGCCAGUUCGAAUGCCCCGACUCCUCCACAUGCUGCAUUAUGCUUGAUGGCUCCUGGGGAUGCUGCCUCUUGCCCGAGGCUUCUUGCUGUGAAGACAGGGUGCACUGCUGUCCCCAUGGGGCCACCUGUGACCUGGUUCACACCCUCUGUGUCACACCCACAGGCACCUUCCCCCUAGCAAAGAAGUUCCCUGCACAAAGAAGCACUAAUAGGGCAGGCCUAGCUCCUCUUCCAGUGGCUUUGCCCAGCUCAGUUCUGUGUCCUGAUGCACGGAGCCAGUGCCCUGAUGAUUCUACCUGCUGCAAGCUGCCCAAUGGAAGCUAUGGCUGCUGCCCAAUGCCCAAUGCCAUUUGCUGCUCCGACCACCAGCACUGCUGCCCCCAGGACACUGUGUGUGACCUGACCCAGAGCAAGUGCCUCUCCAAGGAGAAUGACACUACAGACCUCCUGAGCAAGCUGCCUGCACACACAGUGCAGGAUGUGAAGUGCGACAUGGAGGUGAGCUGCCCAGAUGGCUAUACCUGCUGUCGUCUUCAGACAGGAGCCUGGGGCUGCUGCCCAUUUACACAGGCUGUGUGCUGUGAGGACCAUAUUCACUGCUGCCCGGCAGGAUAUAAGUGUUACACUGAGAAGGGAACCUGUGAACAGGGAAGCUUCCAGAUACCCUGGAUGAAGAAGAUCCCAGCCCGCCUCAGUCUGCCAGACCCACAGUCCUUGAAGAAUGAUGUUUCCUGUGAUGAUGUUACCAGCUGUCCCCAAUCCAGCACCUGCUGCCGACUAAUUUCUGGGGAAUGGGGCUGCUGUCCUAUCCCAGAGGCUGUCUGCUGUUCGGACCACCUGCACUGCUGUCCCCAGGGCUACGUAUGUGUGGCUGAGGGAAGGUGUCAGAAGGGAAACAAGCUAGUGGCUGGACUAGAGAAAAUGCCUGCCCGCAAGGCUCCCCAGAACCACACAGGAGACACUGGCUGUGACCAGCAUACCAGCUGCCCAGUGGGGCAGACCUGCUGCCCAAACCUGAGUGGGGGCUGGGCCUGCUGCCAGCUGCCCCAUGCUGUGUGCUGUGAGGACCGGCAACAUUGCUGCCCGGCGGGGUACACCUGCAAUGUGAAGGCCCGAUCCUGUGAGAAGGAAGUGGACGCUGCCCGUCCUGCCGCCCGCCUGCUUCUCGGCCCUAAUGAGGGUGUGGAUGAUGUGGAGUGUGGGGCAGGACACUUCUGCCAUGAUAACCAAACCUGCUGCCAAAACAGCCGAGGGGACUGGGCCUGCUGUCCCUACCAUCAGGGUGUCUGCUGUGCAGAUCGGCGGCACUGCUGUCCUAGAGGCUACCGCUGUGGGGCCAAGGGAACCAAGUGCUUGCGCAGGCAGAACCCGCGCUGGGAUAACCUUUCCGCCUUCCCAGCCCCCAGACAGCUGCUGUAAGGAGGAGCUGAGGAACAGAAGACACUUCUCAGCCCUCUGGACCUUGUCCAGAGGGCAUCCACCUGCUCAGGCCUCCCUCGCUCCUUUUCCCCCUAAUUAUCCCUGACCCCCCCAACUCUGAAUUACUCCACUACCAUGGAAGGUGGGGGCCUCGAUCUAAGGCCUUCCUCAUUUAGGGGACAGUGGCAAAAGCCACAUUACAAUACAAACUGCCACCCCUUCGCCCAAUUUCUUUGGACCCUGUGGCCAGGUGCUUUCCCCUAUCCACAGGUGGUGUGUGUGUGUGUGUACGCGCGUGCGUGUGCUCCAAUAAAGUUUGUACACUUUC
Molecule: messenger RNA, 2288 nt
Organism: Dipodomys spectabilis (banner-tailed kangaroo rat)
Lineage: Eukaryota; Metazoa; Chordata; Mammalia; Rodentia; Heteromyidae
Gene: Grn
Product: granulin precursor
Exons: 14
Coding region: 17-1960 (647 amino acids)
Biological process (GO): regulation of inflammatory response
Cellular component (GO): extracellular region
Source: RefSeq, a predicted model, not a curated record